Messenger RNA from Brassica rapa (field mustard), 1941 nucleotides. Its product is annotated as pentatricopeptide repeat-containing protein At1g79080, chloroplastic. The record is from RefSeq and is a predicted model, not a curated record. NCBI's taxonomy places the organism in Eukaryota, Viridiplantae, Streptophyta, Magnoliopsida, Brassicales, Brassicaceae. Gene Ontology annotation, molecular function: protein binding.
ACCCAAAAACUUUCAUUUCACCUCUCUUCUUCUCCGUUUCCGAACUGUUGUCCGAAUCGAAGCCAUGUCGACUCAAUUGAACCCAAUCUCAUCCAUGGCGGCGUACCCAUCUCCGGUAGGGUUCGUCUCCCACCUCCCGACCGGCUUCCCCCACUUCCCCUCCGUCAACAAAGGCGUCUCCAGAGUCUUAGCUUCGACCCAGAUAACGCUAUCCCCAAAAGACUCCGCCUUUACCAUCACCGGAUCCAGCUGGAAACCCGACGACCCGAGAAACGACGAGCCAAGACUAAACAACCACUUCUCCCACCUCCAAUCCCUCGUCACGAAAGGGCAAAAACCCAACGUAACACACUCCACCCAGCUCCUCUACGACCUCUGCAAAGCCAACAGGCUCAAAAAAGCCAUCCGCGUGAUCGAGCUAAUGGUCACCUCGGGAGUCAUCCCCGACGCCUCCGCCUACACCUACCUCGUCAACCAGCUCUGCAAGCGAGGCAACGUCGGCUACGCGAUGCAGCUCGUCGAGAAAAUGGAACACCACGGCUUCCCUCCCAACACCGUCACUCACAACGCUCUUGUCCGCGGCCUCUGCAUGCUCGGGAGCCUCAGCCAGAGCCUCCAGUUCGUCGAGAGGCUCAUGGAGAGAGGCCUAGCUCCCAACGCCUUCACUUACUCCUUCCUCCUCGAGGCUGCUUACAAAGAGCGCGGCACUGAUGAAGCUGUUAAACUCCUGGAGGAGAUUGUUGCCAAGGGUGGUGAGGUUAAUCUGGUUUGUUACAAUGUGCUGUUGACUGGGUUUUGCAAAGAAGGGAGGACUGAUGACGCGUUGAAGAUGUUUAGAGAGAUGAUGCCGGAGAAAGGGUUUAAGCCUAAUGUUGUUAGUUAUAAUAUCUGUUUGAGGUGUUUGUGCUGUGAUGGGAGGUGGGAGGAGGCGAAUGAGCUGUUAGCUGAGAUGGACGGUGGAGAUAAGUCUCCUUCGGUUGUUACUUACAACAUUUUGAUCAACUCGUUGGCUUUUCAUGGAAGGACGGACCAGGCGAUGGAGGUUUUGAGUGAGAUGGGGAGAGGAGUCACCGCAACCAGCUAUAACCCUGUGAUCGCGCGUCUGUGCAAGGAAGGGAAGGUUGAUCUCGUCGUGAAGUGUCUGGACGACAUGAUUUACAGACGCUGUAAGCCUAACGAAGGUACCUACAACGCGUUAGGAGCGUUGUGCGAGGGUGGCAACGACAAGGUGCGUGAAGCGUUUUACAUUAUACAGAGUUUGAGCAAGAGGCAGAGAUGCUGCACGCACGAUUUCUACAAGAGCGUGAUCACGAGCCUGUGCAGGAAAGGCAACACGUUCGCUGCGUUUCAGCUCUUGUGCGAGAUGACUAGGUGCGGGUUCGAACCUGACUCGCAUACCUACUCGGCUUUGAUCAGGGGGCUGUGUAACGAAGGGAUGUUUGGUGGAGCGAUGGAGGUUUUGUCGAUAAUGGAGGAGAGUGGGUUGUGUAAGCCCACGGUGGAUAACUUUAACGCGAUGAUUCUUGGGUUUUGCAAGAUAAGGAGGACGGAUUUGGCGUUGGAGGUGUUUGAGAUGAUGGUUGAGAGGAGGAGGAUGCCGAACGAGACGACGUAUGUGAUAGUGGUUGAAGGGAUAGCUCAUGAGGGUGAGCUGGAGCUGGCUAGAGAGGUUCUUGAGGAGCUGAGGUCGCGUAAGGUUGUGGGGCAGAAUGCAGUAGAUAGGAUUGUGAUGCAGUUUAAUUUAGAUUUUGAUUGAAAGAGAUCAUCAUGAGGCUAAACUUGAUUAUAUACAUUUUCCUUUUACUGUUUGUAUCAUUUUGACUAAGAGAUGAUGUUAGUUUUAAGAGGAUGGUUUGUUCAUGUAAGGUUCAGUUCUUGAAUAGGACAGAGUCGCAGAGAUUAAUAAGAAUCAAGAAACACAUUGUUGUGUUUUUUUUUUAA